AUGUCAGUGAUUCACACUUUGUGCGUUUUCGUUGGCUUAGUGGUUUUUGUCAAGUACAAAUACUGUGACCCACUCACUAGUCACAUGAUCUCAAAACAUGACCAAAUUUUUCCUUAUUUUGUAACUGAGAUUGGUGCCAGCGUACCAGGAAUCUCGGGUCUCUUUAUAGCAGCCAUUUGUAGUGGAUCACUAAGUUCAAUGUCUGCAAACUUAAACGCUCUCUCUGGUGUUAUUUAUAAAGACAUUGUGUACUUUUUCCUCAAGAAAAAACUCUCUGACAAAAGUGGUAGUGGUAUUUUAAAAGUGAUAGUCCUUGCUGUUGGAACCUUGAGUACUGGCUUAGUGUUUACAAUAGGACUAUUGGGAGAAAUAAUUUCGGUUAGUAUAUUAGUAGCAAGUCUUUCACUUGGACCGUUGUUGGGGUUGUUUACACUAGGAGUUCUCUUCCCCAAGGCGAACUCAAAGGGAGCUUUUUAUGGUAGUCUAGGAGGUUUUGUUGCUGUUGGAAUUUUAGCAAUUCCGGCCAAAUUUUACGAAAUGAGAGGUUUCCUAAAAUAUCCUACGAAACCCCUGUCUAUAAGUAGUUGCUCUCUGUUCAACCAGACGUUAACUGAGACAAAUUUCGCAUCUUUUAACACCCCUGCAUUAAAUGAUUCCGUUACAUUCCAACCCCCCUCCUUUUUUAAGAUUUCGUUUUUCUACUAUACAUUCUUUGGAGCCGUGAUGACUAUAAUUUUCGGAUUGAUCAUCAGUUGUAUGUCAAAGAGUGAUAUUUUAGUUGACAGAAAACUGCUGAGUCCCUUGAUAUAUAAGUGCUUGCCUAAAGAAUGUCGAGAAGAGGAGAAGAUGGCAUGCGUUAGCCUACAAAACUCAUCAGAAAUUCGUGCUUAG
Molecule: messenger RNA, 891 nt
Organism: Zophobas morio
Lineage: Eukaryota; Metazoa; Arthropoda; Insecta; Coleoptera; Tenebrionidae
Product: sodium-coupled monocarboxylate transporter 2-like
Exons: 4
Coding region: 1-891 (296 amino acids)
Biological process (GO): transmembrane transport; sodium ion transport
Cellular component (GO): membrane
Molecular function (GO): symporter activity
Source: RefSeq, a predicted model, not a curated record